This is a messenger RNA of Didymella exigua CBS 183.55, 882 nucleotides long. RefSeq lists its product as uncharacterized. The coding region runs from base 1 to 882 and encodes 293 amino acids. The transcript has 3 exons. The record is from RefSeq and is a predicted model, not a curated record. NCBI's taxonomy places the organism in Eukaryota, Fungi, Ascomycota, Dothideomycetes, Pleosporales, Didymellaceae.
AUGUUCGGCCCACCAUGGGGCCGCAAUCCUCGCGAUGCUUUCAACCCAUCAGACUUCGACUACCUCAAUCCCCGCCCUCGAGAUCGGCACUCUCGCUCUGGACGCCACUCCCCACCACCACGCUCAUUCCCCGUUCCAAUGCCUACCCCAACCUCCUUCACAUCGUGCCCCAACCCUCACCCCCGCAGCCCCAGAUCAUCCAAGCCUUCAAGGCACCCAGUACCUUUCUCCGACUUCGCAUCGCGUACGAGCUCAGACUCCACCUCCUCGGACUGGGACUGGGACGAGACGUACACGCUAGACACCUCGGAGUUCGCCCGCAUCCCAGGCCUCUCCUCGCGCAAUCGGCAUCCGCCUGCUCCCGAGUUCGAGAGCGUCGCGGUGACCUUGCCGCGCCCCAUGGCGCAGGAGCUGAGACAAAGCAGCGACCGAGUCCUGUUUCUGCCGCCGCUGGUGCAUCUGCGCAUCCGCCUCUCGCUGCCCCAGCGCGGUUGCGAGGACCUUGGCGUCUCGGUGCCUGGCUGCAUGGGGUUCGAGGACAUGACGAAGCAAAUCGUGCAAUGCCACGCCGGGCCGCGGAUGCGCUACUCGGCGCUCGUAGAGCAGCGUGGGUGCAUGGUGGAGCCGCCGCGGGAGGCUGCGUUGGAGGAUCUAGCGCACAGGGGCGAGGUGUACAGGAAUGGACGGCGGGAGAUGGCGGUCGAGAUUACUGUCGCUGACGACGGUGGGGAUUGGAGGGAUGUGCGGACGCCGUUUGGAGGGAGAGGACCGAGAGGGGGGGACGCGGAGGUGGAGACUGUCAGGAAGAGGGAGGUGUUGAGAACCGUCUUCACAUUGUGCGCGGAUAUCACAAGCGCACAGACAAGCAGUUUGGACUGCUGA